AACCAACCAACACCCAACACUUCGAGAGAAACAAAACCAUUGCAAGCAACCGAAGCAAUCAACCAAGGCUACCAAGUCAAGCAGCUGACGAUACGACUCAAUUCUAAUGGCAGCGACAGCCUCAUCCAUGGCGGCCACCACCGUCUUCAUACCACGCUUUCCCAUCAAACCCACCCGCUGCUCCGCUUUGCCUUACCUCCCUCCUCGCCUCUCCUCCCCUUCUUCCUUCCCUCUUAAAUCCUUCUCAGGGUCCCGGAGGCUUUCUCUUCAGGUCAGAGCUUCAUCUUCAGAAGAGACAUCCACAUCCGUCGACACUGAUGAACUUAUAUCAGACUUGAAGGCGAAGUGGGAUGCAGUUGAAAACAAGUCUACAGUACUUGUAUAUGGAGGUGGGGCGAUAGUCGCAGUGUGGUUGUCCUCAAUAGUUGUUGGUGCCGUCAAUUCAGUGCCACUUCUUCCAAAGGUCCUGGAGUUGGUAGGGCUAGGAUACACAGGAUGGUUUGUCUACCGUUACCUACUCUUCAAGUCCAGCAGAAAAGAACUAGCUACAGACAUUGAGGCACUGAAGAAGAAGAUUGCCGGGACUGAAUAGAUCCGUAUGACGCGGUGGCAUUUGUAUCCUGUAAUCUAAAAUAGGUUUUUAUUUGAACUAUUGUUGUAGUUAUGUUAAUGUACUCCCGUCCUUCAGCUUCAUCUUUGGAAUAAGAUUUGGCAAUUUUAUGUCAGUUGGUCCA
Malus domestica (apple) is the source of this 734-nucleotide messenger RNA. Its product is annotated as protein CURVATURE THYLAKOID 1A, chloroplastic. Gene Ontology annotation, cellular component: chloroplast thylakoid membrane; thylakoid. The record is from RefSeq and is a predicted model, not a curated record. Lineage: Eukaryota; Viridiplantae; Streptophyta; Magnoliopsida; Rosales; Rosaceae.